This is a messenger RNA of Neltuma alba, 1312 nucleotides long. RefSeq lists its product as uncharacterized. The transcript has 5 exons. The record is from RefSeq and is a predicted model, not a curated record. NCBI's taxonomy places the organism in Eukaryota, Viridiplantae, Streptophyta, Magnoliopsida, Fabales, Fabaceae. Bases 111 to 1016 code for a protein of 301 amino acids.
AUCGCAACGAAGAAACAUCCUUUUGUGUCUUCCCCAAUUUCCAGAUUCAAUCCCAGAGACCUGAGGAAGGUGAUUCUUGUUGGGACGAAGCUCCUUGACUAUUUUCUAUUAUGGGGGAAAACUCGGCCGAAACGGCGUCGUCAAGCUCACAACCUUCCUCCUCUUCUCCUCCACAGAAAUCGACCGAAGAAGUUUUCAAACAAUCCCAGAUCCCGGCAUUUUACAAUUUUCCGGCAGUCCCAGAUGGUUAUUAUCAAAUGUAUCCUGUUAUGUACCCCGUCCCAGUUCCAGGAUUUGUUCCUCCUCAAAACGAAGAACAUAGGAACCGCGGAGCAGGCAUAUAUGCUGUGCCUGUAAACCCAUAUAUGGGGCAUGUAACCGGAAUACCAUAUAAUACACUGAUUCCUCUGACCUACAAUACACCCACUAGGCCAACCUCUGAGGCUAGUACUAAUGCUGAAAAUCAGGGGCAAGCAGCACAACAGCAACAUCAACAGCAGCAGCCUGCCCCUCAAAGACAAGUUGUUGUUAGGAGAUUUCAAAUUGCAUUUCAAAUUGAUUUGUUCCUAAUGUUGAAGCUGGCAGCUGUGAUAUUUUUGUUCAACCAAGAUGGAUCAAGGCAGAGGCUUAUUGUCCUUGUGUUAUUUGCUUCUAUUGUAUAUUUAUACCAAACUGGAGCUUUGACACCAAUCGUAAGGUGGCUUUCACAAGGCAUGCAGAGAGCGGCUGCACCUCCUCAUCCACCAAGACCUGCAGCCAGGGCUGAAAAUGUUCCUGCUGCCAGGCAGGGAGUUGACAAUGCUGUUCCCGCAGAGGUUCAACCCCAAGGUGGGAUGGUGAACCAGAACCAGCCGGCGGCUAACGAGGCAGACCGAGUGGUUGAGAAUGAAAAUGUGGCACAGCCAGAGGUAGGCAAUGGGGGUAAUCAAUGGUGGGGAAUUGUGAAGGAGGUCCAGAUGAUUGUCUUUGGAUUUAUAACCUCAUUACUACCUGGAUUCCAUAACCAUAUGGAUUGAUUUUUACUUUGCAAGAUACAUGGGAGGGAGAGAGUCUUCUCAAAUAAACGUGUAGAAUAUGAACUUCAUAGCGUUGUAGUUUCUUACAUAAUUGCUAUGGUGCAAUUAAAGGAUGCCAGUUUUUUUUCCCCUUGUUAUUUCAGAUUGAGUUGGGUACUUCUUCAUAGCGAAGUGCGCGUCUUCCUAGGUUUUUUUGUUUUGUUUUUUUGCGGUUUAUUGUAUCAUUUUUUAAAAAGCAUUGCAGACAAACAUUUUGUCCUUUUCCUUGGACUGGUUUAAUCGUAAAUUGAUGGGUA